Messenger RNA from Toxorhynchites rutilus septentrionalis, 5944 nucleotides. RefSeq lists its product as uncharacterized. NCBI's taxonomy places the organism in Eukaryota, Metazoa, Arthropoda, Insecta, Diptera, Culicidae. Bases 608 to 5944 code for a protein of 1778 amino acids. Gene Ontology annotation, molecular function: nucleic acid binding. The record is from RefSeq and is a predicted model, not a curated record. Gene Ontology annotation, biological process: DNA integration. The transcript is spliced from 2 exons.
UCUCUUCUAAUAAAAUCGCCAGAUCGGUCGGUCACGUUUUCCCUCACUGCGUAGAAAUAAAUGGAUUUUUCUAAUAUCGAAAAUUUUUUUCGCUGCUUGUUGGAUGAUCACAGAACGUUUUUUCGUGGACCGGCUGAUUAUCAAUUGGGCGUCAGAUUCAAUCGAGAAGCUGAAACUUGGCUGUAGAACCUAAACAGUGGUUUUACAAACACACGAUAGUUACCGGGGGCGCGUAUAUACAUACGUUUUGCAUUUCAAGGAAUUUUCAGCCAGUCUCAAGCGGUGAGUACUGAGCUAAAAUAAUCAUUCGUCGAAAGAUAAUCUGGAACCAUUUCCCUAUUUUCCGUUUUUUCCAUUUUCUACGUGGAGAAAAUUGGCGGCCUGCCGUUUUGCAACUUAACCGUUGCUAAAAACGUGGUAUCGUGCUGAAAACGUGUACGCUUAGAGGAUUGACGAUUUGUUGCUGUCAGCAGUUUUUUGAAUAAAUACAAGGCCUACUUAGUUUUGGCUCACAGGUGAGCCUUUUUCCAAUUUUUCCACUAGUUGGUGUUGUGGUGCUGUGCGUUGUACUUUUCCAGAACUCUCUCAUAUCGACGACUGUUACGAGAUGACGAAGAAGCUGAAGCCGAAGCUGCAUGCACGGGAUAACAUCAUUGACUUCCUCGUACGCACGGACCAUUUCCUGAAGCAAUAUGAUCCGGCCAAUCACGCUCUCCAGGUUGAGGCACGACUCGACAAGCUUGAUGAAAAGUGGGACGAAUUCGGAGAAGUUCAGACGCAGAUAGAGGAGAUGGAAGAGCUAGAGGAGGAAAGAACGGACCAGCACAAGAGAACCCGAGCCGAGUUCGAGGAGUUGUACUUCCAGGUAAGGGCAGGGUUGAAAUCAAAGUUGCCAACCAUUCCAAUUUCUCCCUCUACCUCUAACGAUACCCCUCCACGUAUGGGAACAUGUGCCAGUAUUCAAUUGCCAAAAAUUAACUUGCCAGAAUUUAACGGGGAAUUUGACAAGUGGUUGCCAUUUUUUGACACUUUUAAAUCGCUGAUCCAUGGCAAUCCGGAUCUAAGCGCGAUACAACGUUUCCACUACUUACGAGCGUCUUUGAAGGGUGAGGCGCUGAAGGUGGUAGACGCAUUCCCAAUGAGCGAAGCGAGCUACGGUGCUGCUUGGUCUGCUUUGACUAAGCGAUUUUCAAAUGUGUACUUGCAGAAGAAGCGACACGUAAAUGCUCUGCUACAGUACCCGAAAUUAAAGAAGAUAACAGCAAGUGGCAUCCAUGAUGUCAUCGACUGCUUUGACCGACAUCUGAAAAUUUUAGAUCAAUUGGGAGAAGUGACUGCGGGUUGGGGGGCGAUGCUGACGCAGCUGGUGAUAUCGAAGCUGGAUGACGUUUCGCAGAAAGAUUGGGAAGAAUUUGCUCUGAUGAAGGAAGAGCCAGCGUACCUGCACGUGAUGGAGUUUUUAGAAGGACAAACCCGAAUUCUAGAUGCGAUAGCUGUCGACCAGUGUUUCGAAAGCAAACAAGUUUCACUCUCUUCUCCUACCCCACCAGCAAAGAAACCGUUUUCGAAGUUGUCGGUCCAUUCAGUGUCGGAAAAUUCAUUGCCGAAGUGUGUCUCUUGUAGCGGUUCCCAUUACAUCAGUAACUGUCCUGAUUUCUUGAAAAUGACACUGGAUAAACGGUUCCAGGUCGUGAAUUCGAAAAAACUAUGCAGCAACUGUCUGCGUCGUGAUCACUACAGUCGAGAUUGUAGUUCUAAUUUCCGUUGUCGAACGUGCAGUAAGAAGCAUCACACUUUGCUUCAUCCUGGAUUAUCAACAUCUGGUUCUGGAUCUGCGGCUGAUACUCAGUUUCCCAAGAAAACGCAAACGGCUGGUUCUGGUGCUCUUAUGAAUACGGCAGUCAAAACGGAAACAACUCAACAGUCUCUUCAGAGUUCGGUAGCGACAAUCUAUGCAGCUAAUGUCGCAGCGGAAUCACGGGAAGUACACGUCUUUUUGUCAACAGUUCUCGUAUUUGUGAAGGAUUGUAACGGACGGUUGCAUACUGCGAGAGCGCUCUUAGACAGCGGAUCUCAAACGAAUUUGAUAUCCGAAAGACUCUGUCAGAUGUUAAAAUUACACAGAAAAGCCAAAAAUAUACCAAUCUCUGGUAUCGGCAGCGCGCGGAUACAGAUAAACGGUUCUGUGUCCACCACGAUCGGUUCACGUAUCACAAAUUAUUCAGUGCCGAUGGAUUUUUUGGUGAUCAAAAAGGUUACGGAAGACCAGCCCUCGACAACAAUUCCGAUCGGCAAUUGGAAUUUUCCAUCAGAUAUGACUUUGGCAGAUCCAGGUUUCCAUAAGCGAGCGCCGAUUGAUAUUCUGUUGGGUUUGGAGUAUUUUUACGAGUUCUUGUUACUGAAUGGUGGCCGGAUACAAAUCCAGCGGAUAGAUGAAGGACUUCCACUCUUUGUCAAUACCGUUUUCGGGUGGAUUGCAGCUGGUAAGGCGAAUUUGGGUAGCCUCAAUCCUGUCCCAUGCUGUCACGCAAGCGUCAAAACAACUACCCUGGAGGAAAAGAUUGAGAGAUUUUGGGCGAUUGAAGAACUACAAGAUGUAACGAAGCUAACCCAGGAAGAGCAAGACUGUGAAGAGCACUUUCGAACUACUUUUUCACGUGAUUCAACGGGAAGAUACGUGGUACGUCUGCCGAAGCGAAUGGGUUUCGAGCAGAUGAUAGGCGAAUCGAAGGACAUGGCGGUGCGUAGACUUGUACAGCUCGAACGGCGACUGAACAAGGAUUCGGAACUACGUAGACGUUACAACGAAGCGAUUCAAUCAUACUUAGAUCAAAACCACAUGACGAUCGUUCCGGAGGAAGAGCUUAAACGCGAUAAACGGAUUGCUUUCUACCUUCCUCACCAUCCCGUCUUCAAGGAGUUGAGUUCGACCACGAAGAUUCGGCCAGUAUUCGAUGGUUCAGCCAAGACGUCAUUCAAUUACUCUCUUAACGAUGCUCUAAUGACAGGUCCAGUCAUCCAGGAUCCUCUGUUUGAUUUGCUGCUUCGUUUCCGUAUGCAUUCUGUGGCUCUCGUUGCUGACAUCGAGAAAAUGUAUCUGCAGGUGAAGGUCCAUCAUGACGACACUUCUUUGCUCCGGAUUUUGUGGAGAUUCUCGCUAUCAGAACCUAUUGCAACAUAUGAAAUGUCUAGAGUGACUUUUGGUUUAGCUCCAUCAUCGUUCCUCGCAACGCGAUGUUUGCAGCAGUUAGCACACGACGAAGGUGAUCAAUAUCCACGAGCGAAAGCGGCGCUCGUACAUGAUUUCUACGUGGACGAUUUUAUCGGAGGUGCGAAUUCCGAAGAACAAGCUAUUUUACUACGGCGAGAAUUAGAGCAGCUGUUGCCUAAAGGUGGUUUCAGACUGCGAAAAUGGGUAUCAAGUUCGGAAGCUGUGUUGGCAGGUUUAUCUGCUGAAGAUUUGGGAACGACAUCCACAUUGAGUUUCGACCAGGAGCGUGUAAAAACGCUAGGAAUCAACUGGCAACCAGGGCCAGAUUCAUUGAGCAUAGACGUCUCGGGUCUUGCUGUAAGCGGACAGUGGACUAGGCGUAAAAUUUAUUCCGUUGUGGCUCAAUUAUUCGAUCCGACUGGUAUAACAGCUCCUGUCAUCGCGUGGGCUAAAAUUCGGAUGCAGCUAUUAUGGGUGGCUACUCAAGGUUGGGAUGAUCCAUUGCCACCAGACUUAGAUAAACAGUGGGCAGAUUUCUAUCAGCAACUUCCAUUGCUCUCCAACAUCAAAAUUAACCGACAUGCUUUUACUGAUAAGCCGGCGUUAACACAGUUCCAUGUAUUUUCGGAUGCAUCCGAAGCUGCCUACGGCGCAUGCAUCUAUACUCGUUCUAUCAGCCAGUACGGGCGAAUCAAAGUCGAGUUGCUGGCAGCUAAAUCUCGCCCCGCAAGCCUGAAGAAAAUUACACUCGCAAGGUUGGAGCUGUGUGGUGCUUUUGUUGCUGCUAAACUUUACCGCGCGAUCGUUCACGCACUCAAGAUGAAGGAAAUUGAGACUUGGUUCUGGUCGGAUUCGACCGUUGUACUGUCGUGGAUAAAACUGCCACCAUACGUGUGGCCUACAUUCGUCGCAAACCGGGUCUCCCACAUUCAAGAACUUACAAAGGGACACCGGUGGAAUCAUGUUAAAGGAUCUGAGAAUCCUGCUGAUCUUGUGUCGCGAGGAGUUAUGCCGAAGGACCUCGCAGACUUACCGCACUGGGUUCAUGGUCCACAUUGGUUAUCGUUUUUUGAUCAACAUUGGAACACUAACGAGCAUUUGAAUUACGAGAAGCCAUCGGAUGAGUUGUUAGAGAAGAAGAAAAAUGUACUUGUGGUAACGGACCACACACAACCUCAUCCUUUUUUGGAUAAUUAUUCCUGUUACUGGAAACUGUUGCGGAUUACGGCGUACUGCGUGAAAUUCAUCCGGAAAUGUAAACGACGCAGCUCGCCCCCCACUAUUCCGAUUCUCAGCGUUAAGGAUCUUCAAGAAGCUAAGUACGCACUGGUGCGGUGUGUUCAGCGAGAGUCAUUCGCUGUAGAGAUCAAAGCACUCGCAAAUCAUCGUAUCAUUCCUGCUCAUUCGUCACUGAAAUUGCUUAACCCUUUCCUGGAUCAGCAAGGCAUACUUCGCGUUGGUGGCCGGCUCAAUCUCGCUGGAGAAUCGUAUUCAGUUCGACACCCUAUGAUUAUACCCGGUAACCAUUCAUUUUCGCGAUUGAUGGCUGUCGCAUAUCACAAAAUGGCACUACAUUCCGGCCCCCGUAUGACGCUCGCUCAAAUUCGGCAAGAAUUCUGGCCUUUAAAUGGUAAGGCACUGGUAACUUAUAUUUUCCGGAAUUGCACUCACUGCUUCCGAAGCAACCCUGUCCCUGUAUCCCAACCCCCUGGUCAACUCCCUAAACCUCGUACAACUCCUAGUCGUGCUUUUGCUGUUACCGGUGUAGACUAUUGCGGCCCAGUCUAUUUAAAGCCUGUGCACCGUCGUGCGGCAGCUCAAAAAGCUUACAUUGCUGUGUUUGUAUGCUUCAGCACGAAAGCUGUGCAUCUCGAGUUGGUAGGAGAUCUCACAACUGCCGCUUUCCUGGCUGCCUUGCGACGUUUCAUAUCUCGUAGAGGUCUUCCCGCCGAAAUCCACUCGGAUAACGGCCUUAAUUUCCAGGGAGCCAGCAAUCACCUUCGAGAGCUAUACGACUUGUUACGUGAUCCAACAACGACAAUUGAAAUCACUCAUGAAACAUCCCAGCGUGGCAUAAUCUGGAAAUUCAUCCCGCCACGAUCACCAAACUUCGGCGGCCUUUGGGAGGCAGCAGUGAAAUCUGCGAAGCGGUCACUCAUCCGCGUUCUGGGCCAGCGACAACUCUCCUUCGAGGAUAUGACGACAAUUCUUACGCAGAUCGAAGCUGUUAUGAACUCUCGACCACUUACUCCACUGUCGGAAGAUCCAAGCGAGCUGGACGUGCUCACUCCCGGGCAUUUUCUGACAGGCACUUCUCUAUUGGCAAUACCCGAUCCAGAUUAUACGGAUGUCCCCACGAAUCGACUACAGCACUACCAGCAACUGCAAUUGUUGGUUCAGCAGCAUUGGAAGCGGUGGAGGCGGGAAUAUAUCUCGCAACUUCAUAACCAAAACCAGCGAUUUCCUCAAGCAACACAACUGAAAGUUGGGCAAAUGGUGGUGCUCAAAGAGGAUGGCAAUGCGGCUAUUGAAUGGCCUUUAGCUCGCAUCACUGAAAUUUUCCCAGGCCCUGACGGUGUGGUCAGGGUAGUGAAGGUUCGAACGCCGAAUGGAGCUGUUUAUAAGCGCCAAGCAUCACGUAUCUGCCUGCUGCCGUUCGAGAAGAUCAAUGCUUUGCAGUCAACACACGACGAUAAUCCGCUACUCAUGGGCACAUACCCGAAUGGCGAAUAA